AGCUGUGGAACAGGAAGGUUUUUUUUUCUGUUCGCUUCAGGCAGCGUCUCUGUAGUGGAAACAUUGCACGAGGAAGUUGACGCGGUUAGUGGUCAUCUGGAAGAGAAAUAAAGAGGACGGUGCCAUUGCUGGUAUAUGAAAUGGAGAUGAACCAGGCUGUUUUGGAGUGUGUAAAGCAGGAGUUUAAAUGUGAAGAGGAGGACACCUCCGGUGGCAGGAUUAAAGAAGAGGAUUGGGAGAAUACAACCGUGCAGAAUGGCCUGUUUUUCAUGAAUCCCACAGAGAAAGGAAAUGUGGUCAUUAAAAAAGAGGACGAAGAAUAUGUCAGUGUUAAAGAAGAGCCGGAGCAACAGUCUGAAGGGACUGAUUUAGAGAAACCUGAAAUAUUAAACAGAGUCAAGGAAGAGGACCUUAAAUCAGAGUCAUUCUUUUCAGAUGAAGCAGUAACAGGUUUAGGCUUCCCCCAAAAUGGACUAUGUUCACUACAAGAUCAUUCUGUCCAGGAGAAAACAGAAUCAUUGGAGCAGGACACGAAGAAGACAGAGAAAACGUCAUGUUCUGAAGAAUAUGGUGUCUCCCCAUCUUCAUUUGCUCAGAUGGAUCUUCAAGGCAUGCCAGAAAAGGUACUAAAUGUUGGAAAUAUGGGGCAACUGACAUCUGGAUCAGAAGAUUUCACACCAGUCGCCUUGCAGAAUAUCUCUCUGCCUGUUAUUAAGCUAACAAGGAUUGAGGAUGACAUUUCUCUGCAAGUUCACAAUACAAAUUCAGAGAGACUGGAUUUUUGCAGAAAUCAGCAAAUGACUUUUAAAGGCAAACAUAAUUCUAAACAUCAUAAGAGACGUGCUAAGAGUAAAAAGCCACACUGUUGCUCCAGAUGUGGCAAACAAUUCUCAGUCAAAAGCAGUCUUAAUAGACACUCUAGAAUCCAUACUGGAGAGAAGCCAUACUGCUGCUCUGAAUGUGGCAAACUAUUCUCCUUUAAAAGUGAUUUUCAAAGGCACAUCACAAUUCACACUGGAAAGAAGCGUCACUGCUGUACUGAAUGUGGUAAACGAUUUACUGACAGGCGCAGUCUUCACCACCACAGUAGUAUUCACACUGGAGAGAAGCCAUACUGCUGCUCAGAAUGCGGCAAACGAUUUAUUGACAGACGCAGUCUUCAGACACACACUAGAGCUCACACUGGAGAGAAGCCAUAUUCUUGUUCUAAAUGUGGUAAACGAUUUGCUCUCAAAGAAAGUCUUCCGAUCCACGCUAGAAUUCACACAGGUGAGAGGCCAUUCUGUUGUUCAGAAUGUGGCCAACAAUUCAUUUGCAAACGCGCCCUUCAGAAACACAGAAGAACACACAAUGGGGAGAAGCCAUGUGAAUGAGGCAAAUGGUUUUCACAUUCAGACAAUUUUGAUAUACAUGUAAGAGUUCUAUAUGUGCCAAGCAUUUCAUAAUUCAACUAAAAAUGUGCCAUUGAUCACAUUUAUUUCCUGUCAAGUUGUCUAAAUGUACCCAGGGCAAAGCUCAAGUCAACCUGGAAGCACUACCAUCUCUCUCUAAAACACUGUGCCAUGUGUUUUGGGAAUGUACUACAUUUACACCAUUUUGGACAAAAAUGUUAACACUUUUGUCAGACAGCUUUGGUGUCACAAUCACUUGUAAGCCAUUAACGGCUAUUUUUUGGUGUAGUCCAAGACUGAAUUAAAGUGCAUAGUUAUAAAUCGA
This is a messenger RNA of Polypterus senegalus (gray bichir), 1716 nucleotides long. Its product is annotated as zinc finger protein 569-like. NCBI's taxonomy places the organism in Eukaryota, Metazoa, Chordata, Cladistia, Polypteriformes, Polypteridae. Gene Ontology annotation, biological process: regulation of transcription by RNA polymerase II. Gene Ontology annotation, cellular component: PcG protein complex; transcription regulator complex. The transcript is spliced from 3 exons. Gene Ontology annotation, molecular function: DNA-binding transcription factor activity, RNA polymerase II-specific; RNA polymerase II cis-regulatory region sequence-specific DNA binding. Bases 141 to 1373 code for a protein of 410 amino acids. The record is from RefSeq and is a predicted model, not a curated record.